CGUCGCUUCACCUAUCUUUGACCCACUCCGUAACUCUUCAGUCAUGGCCGCCACUGCCUUUCUGCUUGUGGUGAGCGUGAUCGCGUUGAGUGUUAUCACUCUGGUCUUUCCGGACCUCUUCGGGAACCUCACCGGGCCUCCUCUGCCCCCGGGACCUCGCCCAAAGCUACUUGCUGGUAAUGUUCACCAAGUCCCGAGGGUAGAGCCUUGGAAGACAUACGCAGACUGGGCGAAGAAGUAUGGUCAAAUCUUCCUCCUCCGAGUCUUUGGACAGAAGAUCAUAGUGCUCAACUCUCACUCGGCCGUCGCCGAUCUACUGGAGUCUCGCUCGUCCAUAUACUCGGAUCGCCCUAGAGUAUGGAUGUACAAGGAGCUCAUUGGGCGAAAGCUCGCAGUCUUCAGCAUCUCCUCCGAGAACCCGCGUUUCAGGAUAUAUCGCAAGUUGUUGAAGUCUGGCUUGAGUUCCCGCGCAAACCAGGAGUAUCUGCCUCUUCUGUAUCGAGAGACGAAGACUCUGCUCCGGAACCUCAAAGAGUACCCAGACCAGUUCAUAUCUCACGCCCGCAGGAAUGCCGCGGCCAUCAUUCUAGAGAUAGCGUAUGGCUGGCAGGUCAACAGCAACGACGACUACUUCGUCUCUUUGAUGGAGGAGUCGUUCAAGUUACACGCCGAAAUCGUUCGACCUGGACGCUGGCUUGUCGACGCAUAUCCUAUCUUACGCUUUGUUCCUUCGUGGUUCCCCGGCGGCGGGUUCCAUAAGCAGGCCGAAAUCUACCGUGGACAGUUCGCACGUAUAGAUCAAAUCCCUCAUGCCUGGGCGAAGGAGCAAUUGCAUUCCGGAACCUACACCCCCUCCUUCACUUCGCGGUACAUGCUCAAGGAGGACGGAAGCGCGCCCUCCGACGAGGAAGAGGAUAUCAUCAAGUGGACCUCCUCGGCAUUGUAUGUCGGGGGUGCCGAUACGACCGUCUCCGUUCUGACUUCCUUCUUCCUGUUGAUGGCGCUCCAUCCAGAAUCCCAGAAGCGUGCCCAGGAUGAGAUCCAGCGCGUUGUGGGGAUGAGCAGGCUGCCAACGGCGGACGACUCCGACAGGCUACCGUAUGUGCGGGCUCUUAUCUUAGAGAUUCUGCGCUGGUGCCCGGUAGCACCUCUAGGUCUCCCGCAUUCCGUCACUAGGGACGAUGUUUACGACGGCUAUCGCAUUCCGAAAGGGGCGACCGUCUACGCCAACAUAUGGGCUCUGUCGCGAGAUCCCGAAGUCUAUCCCAACCCAUCGACCUUCGACCCCGAGAGAUUUCUGCCUGCGCCAAACGGUACACUUACCCAGAUGGAUCCCCGUAAAUUCGUCUUCGGGUUCGGAGCACGAGUGUGCCCUGGCGCACAGUUCGCAGAGCUCUCGCUGUUCGUCAGCAUCGCACGAAUCCUGGGUACGUUCGACGUCGCCAAACCGGUCGACGAGCACGGAAGGGAAGUGGAGCCGAAGGUCGAGUUCACAACGACAGUGACCAGUCAUCCGAAGCCGUUCGAGUGCCGCAUUACGCCUCGCGCGCAAGCAUCAGAGCAGGGCGUGUUUGACGAGUGA
Messenger RNA from Dichomitus squalens LYAD-421 SS1, 1582 nucleotides. Its product is annotated as cytochrome P450. The record is from RefSeq and is a predicted model, not a curated record. The transcript has 11 exons. Bases 44 to 1582 code for a protein of 512 amino acids. Gene Ontology annotation, molecular function: iron ion binding; monooxygenase activity; heme binding. Lineage: Eukaryota; Fungi; Basidiomycota; Agaricomycetes; Polyporales; Polyporaceae.